AUACAAAUAUCUGCCAGCUCCCUAUGCAGCCUGGCCCAUGUCAGGCCUACGUGUCCCGCUACUUCUACAACUUGGCCACCAAGAAGUGUGAGAAGUUCAGGUAUGGCGGCUGCCAGGGCAACGGGAACAGGUUUGCCACCAAAGAUGAAUGUGUCGAGACCUGUGUGCGACCAGUUAAUCCCGUUUGCAAACUCCCUGUGGACUCUGGCUCAUGUUUUUCCUAUGAGACCCGCUACUUCUACGACUCGGUCACCAAGAAGUGUGGGGCGUUCACUUAUGGCGGCUGCGAGGGCAAUGGGAACAGGUUUGCCUCCAUCGACGAAUGUCUCAGGACCUGCGGAAGUGCAG
This is a messenger RNA of Terrapene triunguis (Three-toed box turtle), 348 nucleotides long. Its product is annotated as kunitz-type serine protease inhibitor bitisilin-3-like. The transcript has 2 exons. Gene Ontology annotation, molecular function: serine-type endopeptidase inhibitor activity. The annotation marks the transcript as partial. The record is from RefSeq and is a predicted model, not a curated record. Lineage: Eukaryota; Metazoa; Chordata; Testudines; Emydidae.